This is a messenger RNA of Juglans regia (Persian walnut), 1288 nucleotides long. Its product is annotated as protein FAR1-RELATED SEQUENCE 5-like. The record is from RefSeq and is a predicted model, not a curated record. The coding region runs from base 100 to 891 and encodes 263 amino acids. NCBI's taxonomy places the organism in Eukaryota, Viridiplantae, Streptophyta, Magnoliopsida, Fagales, Juglandaceae. The transcript has 4 exons.
CAUCCAUAUUUACAACCUCCUCCCUCUCUCUCUCCCCGUUUCGAAGCCUAAACUCUCAGCUCCCUCUCUCUCGUCGAACGAGGAUCGUCGAGAAUUUGCAUGGAGUUUGGUGUUGAUGGCGAUGUUAAUGGUGAGGUGCUUGGGAACUCUGUUGAGUCUGAGGAUCAUAGGGUUGGUGAUGAAAAUGAAACUGGUGGAAGCUCUGUAGAAGGGGCAUUCCAACAGGAUCAGGAUGAUAAAAUGAAUGGAAUGGAUAUAGUUCCUGUUGCAGUUCCUUCAGUAUCAAUGGUCCUGGAGGAUGAACCAUAUGUGGGACAGGAGUUCGAAUCUGAAGCAGCUGCGCAUGCAUUCUAUAAUGCAUAUGCCACGCGUGUGGGAUUCGUCAUCCGUGUAAGCAAACUUUCCCGAUCGAGGCGUGACGGAUCUGCUAUUGGUCGGGCACUUGUUUGUAACAAGGAGGGUUAUAGAAUGCCUGACAAGCGUGAAAAAAUUGUGAGGCAAAGGGCGGAGACAAGGGUCGGUUGCAGGGCAAUGAUUUUGGUGAGGAAAGUAAGUUCUGGCAAAUGGGUUGUUACAAAGUUCGUAAAGGAGCACACUCAUCCAUUCACACCUGGAAAAAGUCGAAGGGAUUGCAUUUAUGAUCAAUAUCCGAUUGAAGCAAGGCCCCUGAGCUCAGCGUUAGUGAGUUUAAAUGGGAAUGAACACGACAAGAUUCGGGAACUAUCCCAGCAGCUAGCCAUAGAGAAAAAGAGAGCAGCAACCUAUAAAAGGCACCUGGAAACAAUAUUUGAGCACAUCGAGGAGCACAAUGAGAGCUUAUCAAAGAAGAUUCAACACAUAGUAGACAGUGUCAAGGAGAUGGAGACCGAAGGGCAGCAAAACCAAAGAUAGUUCAAGCAAUUAAGCUUUUUAUCUUUGCCUUGACGAAACAUAAAUCUAACUGCCCGAAUGGAAGUUGCAACUGGAUGGCGCUUGUUGUUUAACAGAAUUAUGUGCUUCCUUCCUUCCAGGUUUUAGGUAUCCUAUUUAGUUUCGUAGCCUAGCAUGUUUGGCUUAAUGGCACUCAUUGGAUAAAUCGUGUAAGUAUUUUCCUUUUUCUGGAGCAAAAUGUUGGUAGGAGAAAUUAGGUGAGUCGAUGUACAGUCCUGAAGUUGUGCGCUAACAAUACAAUGAUUCAUUGGGGGCAUCGAGGCGUAUUUAGAAAGUUGAUUCAUUCUAUUGUGUUUCAUGUGGGAUUUUAUGUCUUGUAUAGCAAUUCAAAUUUUCAUAUAUCUUAAUUUUAAUUUCA